AUGGUACUGAUGGUGCGUAAUUUCAUUCUCUUCUUGCCAUUGUCGUCCUCGUCCUUCUUUGCUCUUUUGUCAGCAACAGGGUCUCCGUAGAAGACGCCACAAUGUAAUUAAGGUUUUAUAGGAGACUUUUUUCUACCCUAUCUGUUAUUUUAUUGUCCGUAGAUUUCACCGUUCCCUAUUAAUGGCUUGAUCACCAAACCUACCCUGACAUCUACGUCCAGUUACCUACGUGUAGUAGAUCCCCUGUCUUGCUAGUACUUUUCUAUCAUCGAUGAAUUUCAGAGCGGCCUCUAAGGCUAUUUCCUCACGAUAGCCUCUUUGUUUCGUAAGCACUCAUCGAGACCGAAUGCCUUCCUACCUCCCUUCAGUUUGCAGAACCAAAGGGAGACCACGUUUUUAUAGAUUAUAAAAGAGUUCGAAUUUGAGUCGCCGCUCCCAACCCCGAGGUCCAUAAAGGGAGCUAGUCGAAAUUCUGUUGUGAGAGAGUUCAGAUUACGUUGGGCGAUGCAGAUAGUUGCGGUUGGGUCUGUGUGCAAGUAGUGGGCGUUGUAAGGUGACCGCCAAUGCGACCUUCCCCGUCUCAGGAAUUCGAAUGGGCCGUGCAUUUUUCAUUGAUGUGCCAGGACUUGCCUACUCUUCAUGGACGUCAGUUAUACUAACAUUGGCCGUUUUCGUGCCCCAAAAUCGCCUUAUAUGCAAUGUUUUAGAGAUCUUUAUUGCCCUCCUUUCCGUCCCAUUUCAUUGGAUCGAACCCUUCUAGUUUUCGGGCUGCAUACUGGGGGGAUAAGACUGUCGAAUUCCUCCCAGGCUGCAAUUUCGCAGAGCAAACCGUGGUUUGAGUCGGGCAACAUUUUAUCCGAGAGACAUCGUCGACGAGCACAGUGGAGACCAGAGUAAGAAGUUCUGGCUAGUCGCUGCUGUUUGUCACUAGGUCGUACUCUAAACUCCGAUGUCGGUCGACGGCGGUCGACAAGGCGUAAGCGAUGUGCACGGUGACCAACCCGACAAAUUUCCACUCUCCAGCCUCUCCGCCAUAGGGUUGAGCUGAUUUAUGUCUGGCCCACAUGCCCGUCCCCUCCUCUCCACCAGUUCCCGAGUUUUGGAGGCUUCGCGACCACCCAGGAGUGCUCUGGACCGCAGUUCUGAAGCUGACAACAACGGCGGACGCCACUCUCUCAUGACCUUAAGCCUUUUUUCCUUGACAGAUCGCCUUAAGGAGGUGGGAGGCGUGCCUGUUGUCCUUUGGUCUAACCAACGAACAGGGCACUUUUUCUAGGAAAUCCUUGCCCAAAAAAACUUAGAUAUGUUGAGCAAGAGGACAUAUUGCUGCUCAGCGGCUCUCUUCCUUCAGCGCUCACUUGAAUGUCCCGCUUCAGGCUAUUUUCACCCAACCUGUCUGUCCAUUGAUGGAGCCACAAACGAAGCAGUCAGUUGGCACUGGUAAGACAGGACUGACUGCCAAACAUGCGGGAUGGCGGCCACGCAAGCGUCGGGCUCAUUUCUGAUCCGAAGUCUCUUGGCGGUUGUUGUUUACUUAGUUGGCCUGCCGUGCUUCGUUCGCCUGACAAGCACUUCACAGUUGUCCAGUCCACCACUAGGGUUGGGGGGGGGGAUACCAGCCUCACCGAAAAGUAUUUUGCCCCCUUGUGCCCGCUUCUCUGGGGGGGAGGGGUGAAUAACCCUAAUGAGGUCUUCCCCCGUCCUCUGUCUACGCACUGAUUGACGUCGGACUAGCAGGGGCGACUAUUCCCGCCACACGCGGCUUGGUUGUCUUGCGUCGGCAAAACUCCCAUCGGGCACCAGCAUCUUGUCUGAUCAAGGCUGUCUGGUCUACUGGUAGUGAUUUUUUGGCGUGGGAUGAGGUCGUGCCGUCUCAUUGUCGGGAAUAGCAGGCUCAGUGGGGCCGGAGGGGGGACAUCUUUCGGAGUUCAUUGUUGGCGGCGAGUGAUCUCAGUCCACCGAGGGCGUGCUUGCUCCCACACCCAGUGCUCAGCGUUACAUGGGCAGCGACGAAAAUGUGCAAUUGUGAUCAACCACUAGAUUGUCUUCUUCUUUCCCCUCCGUCACAGCGAAUGUCUCCGGCCAACAGACCCCUGCCACCCCUGCCGGACGAGGCGGAGACGCAGCGUCAGCAGAUUCGUCCACGUCCUGCGCCGGUUCCACCCUCUUCUAGUCCCCUGCACGACCGGAGCAAAGCCGAAAAGGCGCCACCAUCUCAGGCGAUCACUGUUGCCACCGCCGCUGCCGCGGUCCCAACACGUCCGCGAGUGCCUCGCAUGGGCACCUGGUCACCACACAGUCUCCAUCAGCAGCAACAGCCACGCGAAUCUGGUGAAGUACUGCUAAGUAACCCAAAGCUGGAGAGUUUGAAGGCUCAGGAAACAGGAAUAGAUGGUCUGCGAGGAAGUCGCCACGUUCACAGUGGUUCCCUACGACAGUCGUCUACGUCCGCGGCUGCGGCGGCGAAGUGCGCGGCGACAACGGCAGGUGUGGCAGCCUGUGCACCCGAGAGAAGAUCCUGGGAGCUUCAUACUCUCUCCAUACCAGUCAGGAAGCCUGGAGAGGUUGCUGAUGGUAAGUCCUGCUUAUAUAUAUGUACAGUAGGUGGGCUGACUCAUGAAAUGUUAGCCGAAAUUCUGAAAUGCGUUUUCGUUUCGAAAAGAUUACUCAAGUAGGGUUUUAAAAAUUAAUCAUAAUGCAGCAUAAUUCUAUAAUAAUUCAAUUACCACAGGAUGCUGGCUUUCGAAGGAACAUCUUUUCAACCGUAUGCAUAAAUCAUACUCUAAAAACGACCAUUUAAAUAGCAUGAUUUUUUUUCAUCGCUUUUCGAUGCCCUUAAAAAUGCAAUAUGUUUCACGGAAAACAUGCGCAAAAAUCCUCAUUCUUUUACUCGUUCGGUAGACAAUGAUGUCUUCUUCCAACAUUAUACAUGAAAGAACGGUAUAAUUCAGUUUUAAAAAGUUUAUAAUUGUGAGAUUUUUUAAUACCGUGAAGUGGCCGUUCAUAAAACGUCAUAUCUCUGCAUUUACCAAAGUGGUUUUUAAAGUUAGCGUUAUGACUUAAAUCCAUUGCUAAAUUUUAUGAACCCCAUAUGGUUUUCCGUAAGCGGAAUAUAUACGGCUUGUAGUUUGGGAACCCUGAAUGCAAGCGUGACAGGAGAUCGGGUUCAAAAUUAAUUGGGAAUUGGAAAAGUUUUUGAAAACCGAAUGAUGCCCCUCCUUCGAGUAUAACAUUGGAAGAAGACAUAAUGACCUACCAAAAGAAUAAAAUAAUUAGCAUUUUAUGCAUGGUUUCCAUGAAAUACAAUUGUCUUUUUAAGGGCACCGAAAUCAGUGAGAAAAAUUCGUGAUACGUUAGUGGUCGUUUUUUACAGAGUAUGGUUUUUGCAUGCGGUUGAAAAGAUGUUCGUUCGAAAGCAAGCAUUCCGAUGUAAUUUAAUUAUUAUAGAAUUAUGCUGCAUGAUGAUUACUUGUAAAACCCUACUUGAGCAAUCUUCGAAACGAAAACGCAUUUCAGAAUGUUGGUUAACAUUUAAUGAGUUACCCCAUCUACCCUAUGUAUAAAUAUAUAAAUCUAAAUCUAAAUAUAUAUGAAAAAGGAAGUGGUUCUUCGGAAAAAUCGAGUUAUAUAUGUGACAUGCAAAAGGGGAAUUCCAAGAGAUUCGAUUUGGAAGAGGAAUUUCUUUAGAAAACUGGAACUUUUAUUGUCUAAAUUUUCGAGGCUGUCCCCCACCUCGUCUUCAGACUAUGAGCGUACAAGAACAAGUAACUCUUUAAUUUAGUCUACAAAGGAUUCUACGAUCGAUCAGCCCCUGUGUCAGUACGCGUUCAUUGCAUUUUUUCACUUGUUCGGGGUUGGUUGCGCUAGUUUGAAUUUUCCUUAAUGACUUUGUAUCCGGCAUCUAGAUCCACACGCCGAUUGACGCCUCAUCUGUGUGCGUUGCAUCCAGGGUUCGUGGCCUUCCCUUAUUACGAGUGUUCUACCACUUAAAUUUGUGCCCAGGGUCUAGUGGUCACCUGAGAUAGAUUGCCGCGUCUCUUCAUAGCUAACCGAUGUUCUUCUAUACGGGCUGAGACGGAUUUCCCAGUUUGGCCACUAUAGACGGCUUUCUAACUGGCACAUGGUAUUUUGGAUAUAACGCCUUGUCUGCCGAGCUAGCCAACCCUGUCCUUACGGUGUACAAGCUGUAGGCUAUGUGUAUCUGAUGUUUUUUUAGUUGCUUUUCGACUGGUUCGGAUACAUUUUUCACGUAUGAAAUAGUUCUUCAGGUGAUUGAUUCUGGUGCCUGGGCGGCCGUAACUUUAGAAAUACCUUUUCUCCUGAAUUGCCGCUGCCUCAUACAUUGACGUGCACGUAUACACGCACAUAUGUAUAUGUAAUGAAGAGUAACUCACUUAUACGAAUGCUAUCCAGAAGGGUCUUAACCACACGAUUCUGUGGAACACCCCGAAGCUCGUGAAGAGUUGGCUGUAAUUACUCGACGCGCAUUCAACUUGAUUAGCAAGGAGCAUCAUCCACGCGGUGGUAACAUACCGACUUGUAAGUGAGCAUCUCUUCAGUCACCGUGUAAAUUGCGCUGGGGAACAAUCGAUACCCAAGUUGUAUUCAUUUUUGCGCUGAUUUUCGGUCCCUGCAUUAUUUCGAGCAUAUUUUAUAAACAAUACAGAAACAUUUUUUAAAUAUAACCACCUUGUGGAAAAUGAAAGAAUCUCGUUGUCUUUACUUUGAAAUGAGAUAUUAUUUCGAUCUGCGUGCCGAGGUCCCUUAUUGCUUAUGCAACGUUGCAAUCGAUGUAAAUUUAGUUGUUUACUUAGUGGACGACAAUACGCUUUACAAAUAAUCAUGCGACCGCCUGACGAGUUAUCGUAAUCGCAAUUUUGGAAAGUAAAUAAAUAAGACAUAAAUUAUUAGAAAACAAGUGCGCUUCCUUUCCAUAAAAUGGGAAUAGCUUUAUGCAAGCUCCAACAACUCAAUAAGAACUAAUCAUGGGCCUUUUUUUCCAAGAGACAAUGUUGGGAAUUACAGAACUAUCUGCUCCAAUACGACUUUGCAAGUUGUGUUUUCUUCUGACAUGACUUUACAAGUCGCAGCUUGAUUGGCGGAACUUCGCGAUAUUCGUUAGAAAAUGAGCACUUGUCGGAAGAAGUGUUUUUAUUGGCAAAAGCUAGUGAAGGUCCUCUACUGAGCUUAAUGGGGCUGUUAGUGCCCCAGCGAUCGCCUCUUAAAGUGACGACUGGUCUUAUGUGUCAGAAGUGUCUGCUCCCAACCGUGGCUGCGUUUGUUCCCGCGCGAACAACCUCUUUCUAUUCUAGCCUCCCCCUGCCCCCCCCCCCCGGCCGGGAAUGUUUUGUUCGGAUCGAAGGCAGGCGUCCCUGAAUCCAUACGCACUUGGUUUCCUUACAUGACUACCAUGGAUUCCACCAGGCCAUUUUGCCCUUGUAUCCUCUUUUGCGGGGCUCAGGGUCUCCGCUUUCUACAGCUUCCAGUGUCGCAGUGUCGCUCUAGAAGGGGGGGGGGGGAGGGGAGCACGUAAGAGGACGGCAACUCCGGCUCCUGUUUAGUAGCUACCUUCAUUCCCGGUGUCCUUUCGAAGACUGUUAAUUCUCUCCUCUAAUGUAAGGUACACAGACUGAAAUUAGGGCAUUAAGUUGAUAUGUGAGGACAGGAAAAGAGUCGUUUAACAUAAUUAUGUUAAACACAACCGUCGUUCCCCCCGCUUUCCCCUACACAGAGCAGAAGGCUUGAUUGACUCAGUCCGUCGUAAGAAGUGUUGUUCUCAGAUUGCCUGCCUGCGCGGUACCCCCACAAACUGCAUUCACAGUUCUUUUUGAAAGCGGUUUAAAAGAAAAAACUCGCGAGGUCUGCACUGCAACCACACUCUGGUGUCAGCCGUCCGGUGUACUUCACGUCGCAGUGUCUCCACAUAAAGGCUUAAUUACACGUCUGAAAGCCCAGUCAUGAGAGCGAAGCGUUUUCCUCUUUCACUCUCUCUCUCUGACCGGUGACGACGGAGCGGAACGCAUCUGUCUGUCCGCCUGUGCACGUGCGUUUUCGACUUGUUCCGCCGCAAUCUGUCAGAGCGACGACAAGAACAGUCGGAAUGAUUUACAACCUCGGGAUUUCGGACUUAUUUCUUUGAGUCCCCCCUUCCAGUCCCGAUGAUGUUUUCCGUUCUCCUCCUCUGCCUACAAACAGUGUUCCCCCUGUGGGAAAGACAGAAAGGACUAAAGCUGCGUUAGCGAUAGGGUGUAACGUCAUUAACUGCUAGUCUGGGGGGGGGGGGAGGAGGGAGGGUGGGGAGGAAGGAGGCUUAGCCUGUCUCUCGCGUAAGGGGCGUUCUAACUGAACAGGAUUCUGGGCCUGUGCUUGACUCUCCGCACCGCCUGUCUAACUUCGCUGGAGUACCUCGUCUUCCAGAAACUAAUAUAGGAAGCCAACAGACAGAUGAGGACUACACGUGUGUCGCCUAUCUCCGAACGCAUCAAAUACCUAGAUUAUACACAUAUAUUAGAAGCAAUUUUUCGAUAAAAUAUAAGUAAUUCAAGGUGUGUGAAUUAGUCUUAAAGUAUGAUCCAUACUUACGAUAUCGGAAAUCCCCCUUAAUUAGGCUCAAUAAUGUAGUAACUUUAAUUCAUUUUGCGGCGAAAUUCGGAUCCACGACAGUGUAGAAAAGGCUUCAGUACAGCCAACGCCCUAGCCACCUGAGCUACGAGGACCCACCGGGACUCGUGGGAUUAAUCACAUUUUAGUCAAGUUAUCCAGCUAUUGAUAGGCAAUGUUACAGAAAUUCCGGCACCUCCAGAGCAUUCAGCUCACAGACUUAUUACAUCUGCUCAUCUAGACGAGACGCAAAAACCCACAGAGCAGUACACGGAAACUUGACAGGGGCAUUGACUGGCCAGCGCACGAUAGCUCACUAACUUGGGCGUGAAAAGUGCUUCACCCACUUGCAUUAACGACACUUGAGGAAAUCUCAUUCGAUGCCUGUUUAAAUCUAGUAAUGUCCCUUGCCCAAAAGAUGUGUCAUUAUCUUAUUACUGGAGCUUGCUGUGUAGAAAGACACGUCCUCUGGAGGGUUCAGUGAUUCAAGACGGAGAAUAUGUCGAUCGUGAAAGUCACAACUAUCUUGAAGAGCUCGCAGAAGCAUUCCGGUAGUCCAUUAUCGGUGGGUUUACUAAUGUUGAUUAUGAAGCAUGAUACCGUCUAGAUUCAUCACUAUAUUUACUGCGCGCUGACAUAGGGCAUAUGAAGUUGUUUUUAAUAAAGUGCGAGUGAAAGUGCAGAUUUUUUCCAAGACUCCGUAAUUUUCAACCAAAUGAGGUGUGAAAGGAAAUGUUUGUACACGACUGUUGAAUUUAUCUAGGUACUGAAAACCAGUUGCCGAAAGGUAUCCAACUUACAUGGCUGACAUUGGCGACGGGAAAGUCUCGAUUAAUCGCCGUCAGUCGGUUUUUUGAGUAGCUUUAGCCUAUGCCCCUUGCAAUAGCAAUUUUUGAUUUGGAGACUACCUUACGAUUUGUCUGGUGAUUCAUGGAUUUUAUCGCUGUAUACACAUAUAUGUCCUAUAUUACAGAACAUGCUUGACCCGUUGUGCUUUGGGGCUAUACGCAGGGCGGCGAGUACAGUCGCUCAACGACAAAUAGCAUUGGUUGUCGUCACGAGGACACUGAAAUUGUGUGUGAAACGAUUAAUUGCGUGAUAAAUGAUGUUUGAUAUUCAAGUCAUACACAGCAGCACGACAGGCCCGUGACUCACUUGAUACAGCGUUAAACUCAUCAAAGCUCGACGACCAAAGAACACGGGAUUGAGACUCGGGUGCUGCGAACCCGGGUUUACUUGUGGCUGGCUGACGACGGCUAAUACGCCAGAAAUGGCCAUCCCAGUCCCCCUCUGUCUUUGUCGGUAAUCUCCUUUCGGCCUCUAUGCGGAUGCGUGCGGCGCCCCAAAGCGCAUCUGGACGGGCAUGUUUCGUAACCCGGUCGGCGAACGGAUUUCCAACAUUGUUAAUAUUUCCGAUUGCAACCGACAGGACAAUGGGCCUCUUAACUAAAUUAAUGGUCAGGUCUGACCAACGAUGGAAAAUGAGCCAGAAGUGGCCAUCCGAGUCUCCCUUGUCUUUGUUAGUAAUCUCCUUCAGAAUGGGAUCGAGUGAGAUCCUAAGCACAACAGUGAGGGUCAAAGGCCCACUUGACAUGCUUAUAUACCUCACUUCAUAAGGCCUAUGACGUAUUGAUGAUCGGUAACGACCAAGAAACAGCUGUCUGCGUCUGGCCUGUUGCACUCUUAGCGAGCUGCCUAUGUAUAUAUAUCGCAGGAAGAGCGCUCACCGAUCGGGGGUUUGGAGACGCGCUCUACACGUUGCGUCUUAGGGCCAAAUCCAAAGCCCUCGUAGACGGUAGCAUAGGGGUAUGUAACAUGCGGGAAGGGGGGUACCGACACAUCCGUGUACACAUGUAUAUACAUAUCCAUAGAUCUGGGUCUCAAGGAAUGUAAGCAUCUGCAAUGCCAUAGUCAGCAAACCGAGACCCUCGCAGCCUGGUGUGCACUGGCGGUUUCCCUGCUCGUAGGAGCGCUUGCGCUUCCGCUGGGUAUACAGGUCGUGAGCGUGGCUGGCCAGUCAUAUUUGUCUUUUUGACCCGUUGUGGUGUUUUCGUUGUUGUUGUUGUUGCUGCUGCUGGUUAAGUGUUUGUUGUGGGCCAGGGGGUGUUGUGACACGCCUAGGUGCGGAUCCGGCCAUGUCAGCCGUCUGUGUCCUUCCGAGCCCAGGUGGGGCGGGAGGGAGAGUGCGGUAGAUGCCGCGCAAGUCUACACUCACUAUAAGCUUCUUCACGCGCAAGUCACUGUACCUGCCUGACCUUGUAGUAGAGCAGACAGUAAACAUUGUCGAGGGCGACGGUCGAACUGUCAUAUACAUACACGGAAGUCAGGGGUUUACUGCCCUGACAGGCCGAAUGCCAGCAAGCUUCCAUUGUCGGAUCUAGGUUUGGUACAGGCAUUGCUCCUGUUGGUGGUGUGCCGUUGGCACCCAGGCGACAGCACCCAUUGCACAGCGGAAUGGAUGAUUGUUGCCAUGAGGACAGAUGGUCCGUCCCGUCACCCGAUCGGAGAACGGCGUCGGGACGACAACAGUCAUUGCUCUCAUCUGCAUUGUCCGCAUUUGUUGUCCCCCGGUCCGCGUACCUUCUCCCCGUAUCCCCGUUCUAACCUGUUCAUUCAUGUGUGAUCGGUGGUUGCUACGUUAUCAUUGACGCCACUGCUGCCAUCUGGCUGGCAGUUCCCCUCGUCAGACCUGUGUUCACUCUCGUCUGCUUUCGAGCCCGACAGUCGGAUGGGGGGGGGGGGGGUCUCGUUCGCAUUGAGCUGUCCGCUGCCGGUUCUUGUGUCUGAUAUCCGUUCGCCCCCCCCCCUCCCGUAUUUACUCUCGGCGUGGUUUCGUCUGCCAUGUCUAGUCUGACUUUCUGUCUGUGGUUCUGCUCACUAAGCUACGGACUUAGAGCUUCGCAGUUACAUGGUGGUUGAUGGGAGUAUUUGCGGUGUCAGAUUUCGAACGGCUCUUUGACUGUUUGUCGGUAAUUUUACUCGGGCCUACUACAUCCCGAGACUGUGCCGUAUAUCUAUAUACGCAUAUAUAUGUACCUAUACGGAUCUUGUUUGCUUCCGGAAACCAAUAGAUCGGUGUGAACUAAUUCCCGUUUAAAUAAAUACUUGAUCAGCAGCGACAAAUAAUGGCCGGUGGUGAGGCACUGAUGAACUUCAGCUCGAUGAAGGACUUAUGACCCAUUUGCUAGACUCCGUAUUUGGUCAUCUGUGCCAUGUAUGAGCACAUGUUUGUGUUUCUGGUCCCAACUGUUGGUCAGGCUUAUGAUGAGCUUAAUCAAGGUAGCAUAAGCCUGAAACAGUACUGUAUCAAUCUACCCACAUUCUCUGUCGGCCCUAUGCUAUGAUAACUUGGAGGAAUUCGGCCUGAUAGUUAGUUGCCUGUUCGUGACCUUUGCCACCCAUGCGGAGAGCGUGUUAUACGUGCGGCGUAAGUUUGCUUCGCAGUAAACUAUUCCAUGCGCAAGUCAACACUGCACCCUCUUCGUUGCGGUGUUGGUGGUCGUGGCAUCCAACGGAUGAUCAAUCGCGCAUGGACCUUGAUGGUGGUGGACGUGAGCAGGCGAUCACCGAGACACGCACGCAAUCGCACACACAUCGGAGCAGCUCUCAUAAAUCUCUCCUAACACUACCCGCCACUGUUCACUUCUCCCGACAUCGUCGCCACCGCUGUUGUCACGGCACUUGGACAGCUGUCCAGCAUACUUCGUAUUGCUGUAAAGGCAGCAUUCAAGAUGGUUUGCGCACCUCAGAGCGCACUCCGCGCAUGCGGGGGGGGGGAGAGAACGGGUGCGGCAGGUGGAGGUGCAUCACAGCACCACCAGUGAUGUCGCUGUGCUCCAUCUCACCGCCGGACUGACAAAACUUGUCGCCGGAAUAUACUUGCCGACCUGUCGUGCGGGUGCCGCGCCCCUACCGCGAGUUUCCGCCAUCUCUCCCCGAGGUCCCACGUCACUCCUCCCCUCUAUCCUCUAACUGUCCCCUGGCCUUACUGUCUAUAUGGUGAUUAAUCUGCAAUUUCCGGGGAAAAUACGCGAACGUCCACAUAUAUAUGUGCAUGCGCAGCGUUGAGAUGGCAGGCGGCAUUUCUACCGAUCACCGCGGCGGCUGUGAACAGCCUGCCUCUGCCGCUGAUGACAGGCAUUCGUGCUUGACUGACUGACAUUGCCGGCUAAUGGCAGGGGGGGAGGAUAGCGGAAAUAACGCCAGCCCCCCACCUCUCGCAUGCGCACGCGUCCGUCCGUCCGCCGAUUUUCGCUAUCCGAAGACUUGUCUGCCGAUCUGCUCACUCGCCUUCCUCCUGUCUUUCCUCCAGUUUGACCAGUCUUUGAGUGCAUUUGAUGAGACUGGGCUAAGUAUCACUGACUAAAUGAUUACGUCCUUCUUCAGAUCUUCUGGUCAGAUCAGUGCCAACGGAACACGCAUACGCGGAAUACCUCACAAUUCCUCCUCGGCCGCCAAACAGCCAAACCCCCACUUUACCUGUCGCCGGCUCCGAUGACGGCUACACCUCCCUAAACAAUCCGCCCUCCGAGGGCGAAGGGGAGUAUGAGCAACCCAAAAAUAAGUCAGUUGACGGCAAGGAGAUGGUAGACCCGCCACAGCAUCACCGUCGGACCUCCCGCCGUAGACGCCGAGUCCGCGUGCUGGUGAAACGAGUCCCCCGACCUUCCUCGUCCUCCUGCCGUUGGUCCUCCACUUCGGAUGGCGGAGCAACCAUAUAUGGCGGGUACUACGCAGCCAAUCAGGGACCCCAACAGCUCCAGAACCACCAUCGCCGUCAACACCGACGUCAUCAUCAUCAGCAACAGCACAAACGACGCCCAGAUGUCGCGCGGGCAGGGGAAGCAGCAGCAGGGGCCCUUGACAGUGGCUACUUCGAAUCCGUAGAAGCGACGACGGUAAGCUGUAUUGACGACCUUUACCGGCUUCGGUUACGACGCGUUUCCGGCCGUCACCGCGAGGAUUCUAAGGAGCAACAGUGGCAGCAACAGCCACACUCCGCUAAGACGCAUCGUAUGAAUUCAAGGUUAGUAGGCUUAUUUGUGUUCUGGAUCUUUCCGCACACUAUAGCAUAUAUAUAUAUAUAUAUAUAUAUAUAUAUAUUAUCGCGGGGUAUAUGAGGUACAUGAUUGUCAGUUGCACCAAGUACCCGGAUAUUGAAGUUUGACAUUUUAAAGAGACGAAUGGAGGCGAAUGUGCGCGUCUCAGAUUCUUUUUGGAAAGAAGAUAAAAACGUGAUUACUGGAACUGUAGGUGUAUUAGUCUAAACUUUCGGACUCGUACAUGAGUCCAUCAUCCAGAAACUGUGUGAGUGCACAAAUGGGUAAACAGUACGACGUUCUGGCUCGCAAAUACUCAAACACAUUCGGAUCGUUUGGAGGGGCGGGCCACUGUCUCCAGUCGUUAUGCGUAUGCUGGAGGAAGGUCAUGAGUUCGGCUUUGCGGGCACACAGAUGUUGAGGUGAGCCGGAAACAAGAGGCGAUGUGAACUGCUGGAGGCGUGGGUGUCAGACACCAGCUCCAUCAACAGACACAAUGACUUACCCUCGUGUUAUCACGCGCCACAACUACUCAGCCAGAUGGCGCUGUCCACUUCCUUGCCAAAAGCGCACGUCGUCAUCACCCCGUGUGACCACUGUGAGCCACGCGGCGCGAACCCGACACGGUCAUGGACACUACCCCUCCCCCAGUUUUCGACCACAAUAAUGUUCACUCGUUGUUCCACCCACACAGUCUCUGAUGAUGGACUCCGGUACGAGCUCGAAAGCCCAGACUAAUAAACCUACUUUCCUCAGUGAUCGCGUUUUCGCCUUCUUUUCAAUUUUACUUCGACCUCGCCUUUCGCUCAGUUCUCAUUAGCGACUUCAUUAAGAGGCAGUCACACCCUGACAGUCGUUUUGACGAGCGGAAGAAAUCAGAUGAGGGUCAGUCGUGUUUCUCAAACCUUAGUGAAGCUGUGUAUGCGUAGCCUGGUUUCAGUUGCUAUAAGGUAAUCGGCAGGCAUGCGAAGCGCUUAGAUGGAGACUCUUUACCAAUGCUCGGUUUAACGGUUCGCUCGGAAGUUAACCAACUAAGCCCGUUUCUAUAUUUCUUUCGAACCAACCAAUCAGAUAAAUGUAACUGGACACACACACAUAUAUAUAUAUAUAUUAUGAUAGUGGGCGCUCACCGAUCAGGUUACAAAACAUGCUCGUUCCGUUGUGCCUUGGGGCUCAUACUUAAACCCUCGCAGGCAGUCGCACAGCGACUAGUGAUAUAUGUUGAGAAGGUGAUACCGACAAAGACAAGGGAGACCGGAAUGGCCAUUUCUGGCUUAUUAGCCGUCAUCAGCCAGUCAUACCCAACCCCAAGUGUGGAUCACCUGAGAUUCGAACCCGGGAUAUUUAGUCAUGGAGUUUGACGCUCUACCAUUGAGCCACGGGCCCGUUGAGCCCCAAGGCACAACAGAACGAGCAUGUUCUGUAACCUGAUCGGUGAGCGCCCAUCUGUCAUAAUAUAUAUAUAUAUGCACACCAAUGGUCUGCCUGUUCUGUCGCGCCAACGGGUCUAGUGACAACUCAACUUCCUCUCUUGUUUUCAUUUUGUCUAACGACGGGCUGGUGUCACCAGCUCGAAACAACUCCAAACCAGCAGGAACAGACACCCCAACACCCUGAUGAUGGAAACGAGGAAGUUUCCGAAACGUCAGCACCAAUACAGUGUGGUCCAUGCAAUCGCCCCUUUUUCUUCUUCGUCUUCUUUUGGGGAUGAUGAACGGGAUAUAUAUGUACAUGUACAUAUGAUUAAAUGAAGUCCACCAGUAGAAUAGCGCCGGUGAAAACUUAAGUGUCAAAAAGAGCUUUGGUCUUCCUGCUCGACGACCACGUGGGUUGGAUUUAGAGAGAAUCGCCAUCUUAUGUGCUGGACAUAUGGCCAAAAGUCGGUACGAGAUGGACCCAUAGGAACAUUGCCAAUCUACCAAGUGAAUGUAAGACUAUUGCCUAUCUCCAUCUGCUGCAAAAAGCGAAAUGCCUAAGCAAAUUCUGCCAGAGCAACCUGUCUGUACACGAAGGAACAGAAACACGUGGUCGUAAAAAGUGCUGUGUAAUUAUACCUUUGAAUUUGGGCUCUUGCACUCACUUUUCUUUGAUUUAAGUUUCUGGACUGCAUCGUCACAGAAGAAAUCAGCGGGCUAGCUCGUGAAGCAAGAACGCAUAGAUGCAUUGAGAAGUCUCGAGAAUAACCUCUUUCAUCGUGUCCCUUUGCCUUAAACUAUCUACAACUCUGUAUUUCUCGAGCACAAAGUACCUCGGAGGCGGAAUAUUUUGCACCGUGGAGGUUACUGCAAGCAGUUUUGGGUGUUCUACGAUAAAACAAAGUUGUUGGAGAAUGGCUUACAUUAUCCUAACCAAGUAACCCUCUUACCUUGAUAGGCGUAAGCACUGGAGUCCUUCUUACACCACCAGGAUACCGGACGAGCACCAUCCUGCCGGCCACGGCCGAUCGAAACACGAGACGGCUGCCACCGGAACCGGCGUUCCCUCAGUGAAGCAAUCCACCAGGACUCCUGCUUCCCCAUCGCCUCUCGCGAACGAUGCGCCCUCAACUCUCGCCCUGCCAGAAGACAGUUCACUGUUGUCGCUCACCCGCGCGCCUUCACGGAGACAUCGUCGCAGUUCUUCCUGUCGCUGCCAUUGUUCCCAGCGUCUCGCACAGGUCUGCGAGAAGGCGGAACUUCAGGCGGCGGGUUGCCAAGAGGCCGAUCUAGUCUAUGAAGUGGUUCGCUCAGAUACUGAAACGACUGCAACGAAUACGGAACGUGAUAUAGAGGAUGAGGAGGACUUGCAACCUCUACUAGCGGUGGAAGAAGGUACCGGAGCCACCGCCGCCGCCGUGGCUUACGCCAAGCGUUUUCUUUACUCCAACAGCCUGCAUUACCCUGGGAAUGGUACUCUGCCAGCAGUUAGCGCAGGCUCUAUCACCCGCGCCACUGCCAGGCAGGCCAAUGCUACCUCACGGCCGCGUCGCUCAGCCAACACACUUCGGCGUCGCCCUAUGCAGUACGAUUCUUGUACAAUGGUCACCAUGCUUGUUGUUUAG
Molecule: messenger RNA, 14679 nt
Organism: Spirometra erinaceieuropaei
Lineage: Eukaryota; Metazoa; Platyhelminthes; Cestoda; Diphyllobothriidea; Diphyllobothriidae
Source: the annotation of a GenBank genome assembly